AUGAAAGCAUACAUCUUUCCUCUAUUCUCAUCGCCAUGGCCCGCACCCGAGCACAAGUUCGCGCAGAGUCAAGGAGUUACCAACUUCCAGCGCUACACAGUGAAGGUACGUGUCAUCCCCUCGUAUGGACCGCUCGCUGACACAGAGCAGAGAGGCAAGUCCAAAGCGGCAAGGUCCGCAAGAGAAAAUGCCGAAGUAGUCAAAGAAACAACAUACACAGCGCAGAACAUUUCGCCCCAACAGCUUGAAACACAGCUGCACCCGAUAUCCCCAGGCCGGAAAAGGCAGCGGCAAGCCCAAGAUACUCUAGAGAGAGCAGACAAACCAGUCCUCAAGCGAGCACGACUAUCUGACGAAGGGGAAAAGUCGCGACAGGAACUCGACAGUAGAGAUACCAACCCGAUCGCUCAUUGGGCCAGAGAAGGGCGUUGGCCGAGUCACUUCAUUGCGCAAGCCCCCAAUAUGAAUCGCAUCCUGGCCAGGAAGAAAUCGUCGUCUUCCCUGCAGAGCCGCAAGCGUUUGGAGCCUGGUUCUGCGAGCUCUGCGACGCCCAGCGACCAAAAGCUCAGGGAAGCUAAGAGCGCUCCGUACCGCGAUCCACGCUACAAGAAAUUGCUUGAAGUCAGAGGAAGCUUUAUGGAUGAGUCUGCCCUUGGUGUCGCCGAUGGGAGUGGAGAUAUGAUCCUUGAGUUGCUGAGCUCUAAGCAGACUAUUCCCAAAGACUCGCUCUUUCGGGACGAUAUUUUCAAGAAAACCUGUCGGAGUGUCGCAGACAGGAAUGAACUGAGGGUCAUGCGAGAUAUCAGUCCCUUGCUUGUGCCAUCCGCAGAACUACUCGCUAUUUUCGGAGCAAGCGAACUCGAAUGCCUAAUCGAGAGCACAAACGAAGGAUGGUAUAAUUCUAUCCCCUUGACCGCCACCCGCCCACAGCCUGACUACACAGUGGGAUUCAGGCGGGAGGCAUUUACUAAAGGCCAGCUAGAAAGGUUGUCCCCGUUCAUUGGUGACUGGAUUGCUGGAGACCAGUCCUUCUUCAUGGCGACGUACCUAAUAUACUUCCCUUUUCUAACUUGCGAGGUAAAGUGCGGUGCUGCCGCCCUGGACGUUGCAGAUCGUCAAAAUACUCACAGCAUGACACUGGCCGGCAAAGAAACAACUUACCAUCGCCGGACAAUCCGCCUAUUCGAUUUUACGGAGCUUGAAGGCAAGGAUAAGUGGGUGACCUAUUCUUUCACUAAGAACGUCUACCAAGUAUGGAUGCCAAAGCAUUUUAAGAGAAUCUGCUUGGCCAUUGACCAGUUGCCGUCUCACUUGGACUUCGAUGUCCCCUCUCUUCAAGAAUCCGGUCUCUCACAGGAUCUUGAAAGUCAUAACCUAUCUCAGUCAGAGGUGGACUUGGCGAUUGAGCCCAAGACCUCUUAUCGACAAGCAACUCCAGAUUCUUCUUUCACAGGGCCAGCCGCGGUCAAGAAGCCAAGGCGAAAGCACGGGAAAUGA
Molecule: messenger RNA, 1497 nt
Organism: Metarhizium acridum CQMa 102
Lineage: Eukaryota; Fungi; Ascomycota; Sordariomycetes; Hypocreales; Clavicipitaceae
Source: RefSeq, a predicted model, not a curated record